Seriola aureovittata is the source of this 2843-nucleotide messenger RNA. Its product is annotated as T-box transcription factor TBX1. The record is from RefSeq and is a predicted model, not a curated record. Gene Ontology annotation, cellular component: nucleus. The transcript has 7 exons. Bases 1477 to 2502 code for a protein of 341 amino acids. Gene Ontology annotation, biological process: regulation of transcription by RNA polymerase II; positive regulation of DNA-templated transcription; cell fate specification. Lineage: Eukaryota; Metazoa; Chordata; Actinopteri; Carangiformes; Carangidae. Gene Ontology annotation, molecular function: DNA-binding transcription factor activity, RNA polymerase II-specific; RNA polymerase II cis-regulatory region sequence-specific DNA binding.
AAAGAUGAUUGAUGAUUGAUCUAAACUGUCAAAAUACAUAAUGCAGUUUAAGAACAAAUAUUACCCUUUCAGGAAUGUAACAGUGCACCUUCAGCUUUCUUAGAGGGUUUUUGGCCUCAGUGAGCCUCUAAGGUCAUAUCACACAUACAACAUUUUGAAAGGUCACCAUUGAUCAAAAAGUGCAUUGAAAAAGAACAAUAUCUCUCAGUUCGACUUCAGGCAGGCAUCCAAUAUAUGAGAUAUUUCUGCCCGUGGUCAUGAAAGCUGUGAUUAAUGAGGGGUGCAAAUUGCCCUAUUGACAAACUUAAGUCUUUAUUAGGGAAAACCCCUUUUUCUAUUUUGGAUCCCUCAGGCUGGAACCCUUCAACACUGUCCCAUCAUAGAGCCACAUGAGGAUGCAGACGUAAACACACACACACAUGUCACAACCAACGAUACCACUAAACACUCACAUCUGUAAUCAGAUAACUUUGAUUUAUCAAGCUCAUAUAUCAUAUCAUUUGUGCAUUAUUUUGGGUGUUAUUCAUUAUUUUCAGGUCUUCCUGUGUUCACAAAACCUUACAUGGCACACACACACAUUCUGAGACAAAGACACAUUCUAGGACCUAUGCAACAACAAGCAACCAUGGAAAUAAGUAAAGACCUUGUCAUUGUAAUCUUGACAGUCUGCUAUGUAGCAUUUUAUAAAUAUGCAAGAAUGUCGCCAUUAAACAAAACCAGAAAUAUCCACCUUAGUCAGUUUUAGGGAAUAACUGACUCUCCAAUUAGUUUGGUGUUGAAACUGUUCUCCAAGAAAUUAGCCUAUGAAUAAUAAAAGAAGUUUGGCACUGUCUUCAUCUGUCCACACCCAGUAACACCAGGCUGAUUAGGAUGUUAUUAAUGUGCUACUGAUUGGUCAAAACAAGCUCGACAUAAGGCUUUAGGCUAUAUGAAACAAUAGGCAGUGCAAGCAGGGGUUUCUGGAUGCUCGAAAAAGGUUGUGUGUGUGUGUAUGUGUGUGUGUGUACGCACAUAAUUCUUGGGUUUGCAUGCACGUGAAGCUGUGAUUAGUGCAUGUCAGUGGCACUAUGUGUAUUGUAAUGGAUGAGGCCAGCAUGGAGGUCCCCAGUGAGAGUCUCAUGGUGUAUAAAACCAGCUUGUUCCUGGACACAGAAGCCACUCGUAACGCAUAACUCACCGAUGUACAUCUAUCCUAGUAGCUAGCAGAGGACUGGGAGGAAGAUUUUGCCUUCCGUUUCAUGUUGAAUUGAAAAGCUGUGGGUUUGAUUCUGCACUGGUCUUGAUGUAGUGACAGGAGUUGCUACUUGUGGUCAUAACAGGAAGAACAGACUGGAGUUAACAGAAAUAUCAAAGGAAGAAACGGAACGACAAAUUCAUUUAUAAUAUUUGUCUUGAAGAGCUUCAAAGUAUGGAUAGUAAGUGUUCUGUUCAAAACUGUUUGAGCUCUGUGGAGACCACAUCUCAUAAAUUCAUGUGAUGAUGACAGGCAAAACAUCAACAAAUGUUUUCCUCUCCUCUCCUCUCCUCUCCUCAGGCCCCCAGCUGCCUCAGAACUGUGGACUAUCUCCGCCCUGCUGUGCAGAUGGGGGGUCACUGUUGAGUGCCAAGGCCCCUCAAGUCAGUGGGGUCAGAGUUCAGCUGGAGAUGCAUACACUUUGGCAGCAAUUUGACCAGCUGGGCACAGAGAUGAUUGUUACCAAAGCUGGAAGAAGGAUGUUUCCAACAUUCCAGGUGCGGAUAUCUGGGAUGGAUCCUGCUGCUGAAUAUGUCUUGCUGAUGGACUUCAUCCCUGUUGAUGAUAAAAGAUACAGAUAUGCGUUCCACAGCUCAUCUUGGCUGGUGGCAGGACGAGCGGAUGUUGCUGCCCCAAGCAGGAUGCAUUUCCACCCAGACUCACCCGCCCGUGGAGCCCAGUGGAUGAAGCAGACUGUGUCCUUUGAUACUCUCAAGCUCACCAACAACUUGCUGGAUGACAAUGGACAUAUGAUAUUAAACUCCAUGCAUCGCUACCAGCCGCGCUUCCAUGUGGUGUAUGUAGAUCCAGCGCCUAACAGCCACUUAAACGCAUACAGAAACUUCUGCUCUUUCUCCUUCCCAGAGACACGUUUCAUGGCUGUAACCGCGUAUCAGAACCACAGAAUCACCCAGUUAAAAAUUGCUAGCAACCCAUUUGCAAAGGGCUUCAGGACUACAGACCCCCAGGACUGGGUGGGUAAUUCCAGGCCCCUGGCAGUGUGGUGUCCACAAGAGGGCAGAAUGGAGCCCCUCACCACCAAACCUGGAGAGCAGAGAAGCUGGGGCUCAAAGACUUCAGCCAGACAGGAGGACCCAGCCCCAUUGCUGGUGGAGCAGUGUGGAGUGUUCCAGCCCUGUAAAGACUCUGUCGGACUCACCGUGGAGAGGAGAGAUGGGGACAGCUUAUUAGCACCUGCUUCCUUCUUCCCUCUCGCCUCCUACUGGGACUGUGCGGGAUCAUCACAAGACAGAGACAACCUGCCAUAAGGAAAGAAAAGCAAAAAGACUGAGCUUUGACAUAAAUUUGACCUCAUUUAAUAUCAUGCAGCUUGUGUGUUAAACCUAACCCUAAUUCAUAAGAACCCUGUACAAGUGUUCCAUCAGGACCAUUUAGUCUAAAUGUACUGCAGUGAUGUGCUAUAAAUAAUAUCAGAACAUACAAUAAGAGCACUACAGAGUCACAGUAGUUAAGCACUGUACAUUAUAGAAACAAUACAAUAGUAUAGAAAAAAAUAUAGCCAUAGACAAGUUGCACUUUGUCCUUAUUACAUUUGUCCAACAGCAAUGUAUUUGUUUUUUGUCUGAAAUAAUAAAAUGACAUUCUGAAA